Messenger RNA from Wyeomyia smithii (pitcher-plant mosquito), 15461 nucleotides. It is a transcript of the gene fkh, whose product is annotated as protein fork head. Bases 1521 to 2831 code for a protein of 436 amino acids. The transcript has a single exon. The record is from RefSeq and is a predicted model, not a curated record. Gene Ontology annotation, biological process: anatomical structure morphogenesis; regulation of transcription by RNA polymerase II; cell differentiation. Lineage: Eukaryota; Metazoa; Arthropoda; Insecta; Diptera; Culicidae. Gene Ontology annotation, molecular function: protein domain specific binding; DNA-binding transcription factor activity, RNA polymerase II-specific; transcription factor binding.
UUCAGUCGAAUAUUGUUUGAAAGCCAAAUAGUAGUUAUUCCCCUCUGCAAACAGUCACAUCUUGUUAUUCCGGAGAGGCAGGCAGACAAAGUUUAUACAACAUUAUAAUAUAUAAACAUAAUAUAAUAAUAAAGCUCCCGCGCGCGCGAGCUAACGCUUUUCCACGGGACUUCUGGUGCGCUAUUUUCUGGGACUACGGAGUGUAUUUUCCUCGGCGAAGACGGUAUUUUCCGCAACGCAUGUAGCUUAGUAGCUCUUCGUGAAUAAAGCUUCGUGAAUGAAGAGAAAAAAAAAACACUAAAAACUGAAGUGAAUACCAGAGCGUUAGCGAGUGGUUGUUGUUUCGCUGUGGGAGGCGGCAAUUGAAGUGAAUUUUGACGUUUCGGAUGGUUCCCGAAAGACCGACCGUUUCAGGUGUAUAAAACAGUGACACUCGGCGGUGUGGUGGUCCGUUGGGGGUAUUUUCGGGGGAAAUUUAGGCGCACUCAUACAGCCAAAGAUACGACCGUACGCACGACGCAUCCAACGCACCGGAGUCCUUCGGGAGGCAGCAAUUGUAGUGGUUGAAGGACGUGAAAUCCCGAACCGGAGUAACGAUUACGACGACGUCGACAGCGCGCGCGGUCCGAAAGAGAGUGCCAUCGACUGAAGCGCACAUAUUUGCUUUUUCAAUCAGUAAAACGACACUGGUGUUUGGGUUGCAACGAGUCAACAUUGAACCGAGCUAAGGGAAGGAGCUGCUUCCAAGCUGGUGCGACACCCAGGAAAACGCUUAAGCCUUAAUCCUCAAGAGUGUGACGACGACGUCGAUGACGAACCUGUUGAAAUUCCCCCCAUGAUUCGAAGUGUGUACGUAAACGUUGUUUGCUAGCUAAAGGCUGACGAGAACGAAGGACUUUUACCGUUACAGCGACGGACCGGGCGAUAGUUAAGUUUUUGUGUCCACACAAAACUCGGUUUCGAACUUCUCGACGGUGACCAGGCUGUGACGCUGACCGAUUAGUGCUCGUGGACUCGCUCUAGUGUGCCGUUUAAGAUCCGGACAAGUUCCGAAGUGACGGUGGUCGAACAGAGGUGCAAGGAACAGGAAACGGAAAGUGGGAGUGGUGAACUGUUUGUGUUUAUUAUUGAAUUUUAAACAGUGUCUUGGCCAGUGUGUCCUCUGGCACAGGAACCCAAGUACCGAAAGGAAUACCCCAAGUGAUAGUCGUGUGUGAAUGCAUAACAAACAACAAAAUGCUCACCGUAGAUAAUGACUGACCCGCUAGGAGGUGAUAAACAAUUUAGUGAUUAAACUCGCCGGUGAAGAGGGAAUGUGAGUCGAAUACUUGGGCCCGGGAAAUUGAGCGAUUGAAUAAGAUGAUAGAUCUAGUGCUGGUUCAGAAAUUUGUAUUCGAAAGUGAUUUUGAUUGAUUUGUUUGCAUGCGCAGUUUAGGGGUAAACGUGAAAAAAACGAACUGAGAGCUUGUAGUAUUGGAGUACUUUAGGAAGGACCCAAAAGAUUACGCAGUAAGAUAAAAAUGCAAAAACUUUACCCGGAAACAUCAAUCAACAGUACGAGUAUGGCCGGCGGUAACAUGAGUCCUAUGGCGCCAACGUACAGUAUGAAUAGUAUGGGAAUGACCGUCGGUGGAAUGUCAUCGGUUUCCCCACAAGGCGGCACCUUCGGGGCGUCUGUGCUCGGUAAUCCCGGAAUGGGUGGAAUGGGAGCCGCCAUGAAUUCGAUGUCCGGCAAUUGUCUGGCUUCGACUCCGAUCGGAUACAGCUCAAUGGGAUCACCGAUACCGAACAUGGGCUCCUGCAUGGGCGGAAACGGCAUGAGUACGAUGUCGGCAAUGGGCGGCUAUUCAAGUGUAGCGGGAAGCCGUGAGGUGCUUGGAGACCCUGGAUCCCCUAACUCCGCAGCUUUACAGCGAGUACGGACGGAAAAACCGGCGGCCAUCUACCGACGGAAUUACACGGCCGCGAAACCACCGUACUCGUACAUCUCUCUCAUCACGAUGGCCAUCAAUAAUAGCCAAAACCACAUGUUAACCCUAGCCGAAAUCUAUCAGUUCAUCAUGGAUCUGUUUCCAUUUUACAGACAGAAUCAGCAGCGGUGGCAAAAUUCAAUUCGACAUUCGCUUAGCUUCAACGAUUGCUUUGUUAAAGUGCCCCGUACUCCGGACAAACCCGGCAAAGGUUCCUUCUGGACAUUGCAUCCGGACUCGGGUAAUAUGUUCGAAAACGGGUGCUACCUGCGACGGCAGAAACGAUUCAAGGAUGAAAAGAAAGAAGUCCUCCGCUCGAUGCACAAAAGCCCCUCGCACAGUCUGGGAGCGACCAGCCCCGACAAGAAAGACUCCCACGAUGAUCAUCACCAUCACCACAGGGACCCGAAAAUAUCGUCCGACACGCACGGAAUGCUGAACGCCGCUCACGGCAAAGAGGUUGAUGCCUUGGCCAUGCUUCACGCUACCACUGAUCUAGCCUGUUUGGCUCAGCAAACUCACCCGCAGCAUGGUUCCCAUCAUCCGCAGCUCCAGCAAGAGGAAUUGACCGCCAUGGUUAAUCGGUGCCAUCCGUCGCUGCUCGGUGACUACCACUCGAUGCACCUGAAGCAGGAACCCUCCGGCUAUACGCCCUCUAGUCAUCCGUUCUCCAUAACCCGACUAUUGCCGGCCGAGUCGAAAGCGGACAUCAAGAUGUACGAUAUGAGCCAGUACGCCGGCUACAACGGACUUAGUCCUUUGCAGAACUCGCACGCAGCUGCCGCAGCCCUUGGACAGGAUUCCUACUAUCACCAGAGUCUCGGUUACCACCAUUCGUCCGCCGGCACGACCAGCUUGUGACAUCAGUAUCCGUUGGCAUAAGUGAAGCUAAAAAACUACUACAACUGCGGUACCGGUAGCAGCAACAGCAACACUCAUUUCAACGCCAACAUUCAUCAGUUUACCCAGCCGACGGUCGGUGGCGGCUUCCAGCAUAACGGUAACCCAAUCAGCAGGUCCGCCUGCCAUAGCAUUCCCGACACGGUCCAUCAUUUUCAAUUCUAAACAGCAAGGUAAUAAAGUUUGUAAAAUAAUCCUCCCACGCUAGGCUAGAGAGCAGGACAAAAGAUAAACACUGUUGUUGUACAAAAGCAGACGACGAGAAAGAGAGUGAUCAGUUUGGCCGGGUUGAAUGAGCUUCCGAAAUUUUUUGGAGUGGUACCACGCGCCAAAACGCGCCUUCACAGCGGUCAAAACCGCAAGUCACUGUUUGUGGCUGUUCGUGGCUGUCGAUCAUCGCAAAAGUGUCCUAUACCAUAGCUGUUGUUUACAAUUCAUGAGUUGUAACUUGAGUUGAUCAGUUUCUAAACUAUUCAUUCGAUUACCGCUUGUGCACAGAUUCCCUCACUUAGUCGGUCCCAAAGAGGCGAGUUAGGAAUCAAUAAAGCACGCAUCCAUUUCCAUUAAAGAAAACAUCGCCGAAGCGCGUCUUCAAGAGGGCUACUGAAUGACUCGAGGUACCCGAGCUCGUAAAGGUCGGGCUUUUAAUUGAUUCUCUCGUUCGGUUUCACGUUCGUACUUACUGUACCCUACGUACAGGUUUCGAAAUAAGCACUCUUCAUCUUGUUCCGCGGUUGCCCCCCUCCGGUUUCCGUCGUCGGCCAUCUCCGCCGCUCGCCGGUGACCGGAAUGAAUUGUGCGCAAUGAGACACGUUCGUUGUCUUCGACUGCGGCGGCGGCGACGGCUGUUGGCUUCCCAAUUGAGGUCACCGUUACCUCCGUGCCUGUGUCCAAGCAGGCCGCAGUGUCUGCGGAAUCGAUCGCCCUCCCCCCGAAUGGAAGCUGAGUGAUGACGGUUAGAAAGCUUCCUACGAACGGGAUAGCAUAGGGUGGUUCAGUAGUUGGAUGGUUGGAGAGUUUUCUUCUUUCGGGUUCUUGAGGGACACAGACUGGUAGGAGGCUAGCUAAGCUGCUGUCGAACAAUAAUGAAAGUGUUUCAAGUGUUCGGCUUUCGUUUUCUUUGAGCUCCAAAAUUUUUUUCAAGAAUACAAUAUCAUAAAAUAUUUUACAUCCAGUUUCAAAAUGUUAAGCGGAUGAACGUGGGGAUCUGUUGCUCUAGCACUGCAAAAUUGCAUUAACUGUUGAAGCGACCAUUUCGUUGUGUCACACUUCGCUAAUAAAAUUUUAUAGAUAAUUUAAACAACAGUUUGCGAACACUAAUGAAAAAUAUCAAUGAAUAUUCGUCGGAAUUAUUUUUAACAAAUUUUCAUUGAUCCUCUAGUGCUUUCUUGGAUUUCACUUAGAGGUACAACUCUAAAUUUAAUGAUCAAUUAAAAAAAUGCUUUCAAUUUGCAAUAUUUUUGCAAUAUUUUAAUGAAUCUGUUAGUGAAUCGAUGACGUUUGACCAUUUGAGUCUGCCAAAUCCAAGACUAUUUAUGCUCUUUACGUUUAUCUAAUCUCCAAUGAACGACUUAGUGUCUUGUUUAUAUGCCUUGUCCUUGUAAUGUUUAAAUGUAAAAAUGUGAUUUUUAAUAGUUUUUUCACGACUUGUAAUUGAGCACUUUAUUCUCCGGUUUUUUAACAGUGAGAGAAACUAAAUUGUUUGAUUAAUUUACAAGCUGUCAUUAGCAGGAACAAUAGGCGACCUUCAGUUUAAUUAUAUUGUCAGCAACUCGCUUGCAUUCAAUGCACAGUAAGAACGAAAACAAAAAAGAAUUAAAAAAAAGUUUGAAUUGAAAUGUGUUUUUUUUUUUCAGCAGAAUGUGAUUUUAUUAUUCACGCAGAUCUUUUGAUUCAGUUAACUUGGAAUUAAUUUGCCAAUACAUAAAAUAAAACUGUAGAAUGGUAUGAUGUCAAACGGAAUUGUUCUGAUCUUAUGAAAUAUCUCUGGGACGCGAUUUAUACCUGAAAUUAUCCGUAUUUCGUUCACAGUAUAUCGAGAGGUCUUCAAAUAUUUUGUUUUUUACAACUUUGCUAAAGCCUUUGCGAAAUUUUUGCCUGGUCAAAAGAUGAAUAACUUACAAGAUAAAUUUUUUUCCGAUAGUUUUAUCAUCCAUUGCCUUACGUGCAUAAAUUACAGUUCUCAGGUGAUUAGGUUAUUCACAGACUUUGGCAUGAUUUGUUACUGGUAAUCACGGUAAACAAACUGUGAAAGAAUUUUGUGUUCCAUGAAAUUUAGCAGAGACUACCUAUUUUCAAAUUAUAGUAUAUCCGCUGAUGCCAUUGCAACACAAUUGAUUUCGCCGCUAGACAUUGAGCGAUUGUUAACUUCAAAAACUUUAAUUAUUCCAAUUGGGUCCUAAGAUAUUACAGGUAUUCUGAUUUAUUUGAUAUAUCAGCUGAGAGAGUGCAAUUUUCUGAGCAAAACGUGAUUUUUAACAAAUGUUUAUCGUUGCCCUCAGAUUUUAAAAUGGAGUAUAAAAAGCUGCUUGAAAUACCUUAAAUGACGAUUCUUCCGUAUACCGUACAUGGGCGAACUGUCAUUUAAGACAUAUCGAGCGGUUUUUUGUCUUCAUUGAAAACACGAAGAGAAACGAUAAACAUUUUUUGAUGUUUACGUGUUCCUAUGUGCUCUAGCUAAACUUGCAUUUUUGACCAAUCGUUUAAAGGUACCAUUAAUUACGCAUGUUCCCUGACCAUGUGAAAUCGCGGAAAGAGCUACUGUGCAUCGACGAUAUUUUUUAAUUUGAAUUUUUUGCUGUUAAAAAGUGAUAUAUUUAAUAAUGAUCGCCCAUUUCUAUAAAUUACCGAGAUUUGGUUUUUUUUUUCAAAUCAAAAUUUGGUGUUUAUUCUGAAAUAAAAAUAUCUUUAUAGGUUUCUGAGCUACAAUACUUCAUAUGAAGUAUAUGCCUUGAUACAUACGCUCUUUAAUAAGACAUCUGUUGAGAGCAGGGCUGAAAAUUUCGCACAUUGAUUUCGAUUCGAAAAGUUUCAAUUUUAAUUGAUUCCUUUCGGUUACAGUCAUCAAAUCAGGAUGAACAUUUUCGCUGUCAUGCGGGUUUGAUUACAGGUUUGUUUCCUUUCUGGUGUUCAUUAAUUCAUUUCAAAACUAAUCUGAUGACUGAUUGAAUUGACGGAGAAAUUAUAAAUUAUGAUUUUUUCCUUUACAUCUGUGUUUCAAUUUAAAUUAGCACUCCAUCCAGUCAUUUGAUAAUAGUUUAGUAGCGCAAAAGCUGUGUUAAUUCAGAAUAUUUUUUUUUAUUUCUAAACAUAUUUCACGUCACGACACACAAUUGGGUUGUUUACCUAUUCAAGGAUUUCCGAUUUUUAUAUAUCAUCUGAAAGAGUGUAAUUUUCUGAGCAAAUCGUGAUUUUUUGAAACUUUAUAUCAUUAUCCUUCGAUUUUUAUAUGAAGAAUAAAAAUUCGCUCUAAAUCGCUACAAUGACAGUUGGUAUAUAGGCGAACUGUCAUUGUAGCGAUUUCGAACAGAUUUCGAGCGGUUUUGAAUCGUGAAUUAGAAAGCGAAGGACGACGAUAGAAAUUUUUUUAAAUCACAUUUUACUUAGGUAAUGCAUAUCUUUCAGAUGAUAUGAAAAACUGAUAUAGCUAAACAACCCAAUUUUAACCUUUACUCCGCCCCUUCUACCUACAAUAUCAACCGGGUUCUCUUAAAUCCCUCUUCCAUCUAUAUGCAUGAAGCACUGCAAAGAAGUCCCCCGUCUCCCUCUGCCCUGAAAGUCCUAUUCAGUUGACAAUCGUCAGGAGAUCGCAGUUAACCAUUGUUUUCAAUUGAAAACCACUUCUUUCCUUUUCGAGACCUUCAGCUGUCAAACUCAAUGCAAAAGCAUUCGAGCAGUUUUCAUGUGACUCAUUAAGUGUUCGAAAAUUGAACAAAUGUCAACGCACGGGUGACGUUUCAUGGCUUGUAUGUUUGUUAUUGUUGUUGUUUUUAAAAUUUCAAAACCAAAACAAAAUCGAACACGAAAUCUUUUAAUGUCGGCAAAAAUAUCGAAAGUGAUUUUUCAUUGCAGUGUUGAGAAUUGCCACUCGCGAUACUACAACAACCGAUCGGAUAACGUUCGUUUUUCAUGCUUUUUCGAUCCGGAUUGUAUUCAAGUUACGACCGUUCGAACAUAGCAGUGUCUAUCUAAAGUUGUAAACAAACUGAAAUCAGCUGAUCGCAACUAGCAAUACUCAAAGGGAAAGAUAUGCGGAGAAAAUGUAGUGAGCCAAACGAACCGUCAAAGUCUGAGCCAAACGAACAAGGAAAUUAACAAUAAGAGGUAUUGCAAUUAGGUACAGUAAAAGUCGUAUUUACUUUCAGACGUUUUUCUUGUUCUGUUGCCAAAUAAAGAAUUAAAAAUGCUUCAAAAUUGCAUUAUCACAGUGAUUUUUAACCGGAGGUAAACAAACCUUUUGCAUGGUUAACGAAAUAAUGUUCAAGUGUUUAAAAUAAAACAUAUACAUAAAAUUUACCACUUUCACGGUUUUUGCGAUGCUUUCCGUUGUUCUCCAGGACUUCCAUCGGCACCAUCGAUUAUUCAAGUUGAAUAAAAAAGUUAGUCAACAUUCUGCUUUGAGAAGAGAUCUGGCAUCUCUGACAUGUGAAACCCAGUUGCCAAGUAGGCGGUUUUUUUCAUCGCCUAUCUCUCUCUCUCUCUCUCACUGAGUAUAUCUAAUCGCAACUGUCUCGUGGAUGCCUUAUUGUCAGUUCAAAAUGCCUUCGUCAGGCUCUGUUCGAGAGUUUUCGUGAAAAAACGUAGUUUGUGUGAAAAGUGGCAUUCAAAUCGGCAAUGGUCGAUAAUUUUGCGUAUUUUCAGGCCAUUUGGUGUGGAAACAAUAUAUUCACAAGUGUUGUGAAAGUUGACAUUAACUAAACCGAAUGCAUGUAGUUUUGUGUUAACAUCAAUCGCAAAAUAAGUUCAAGAAUUACUAACAGGAAUACAUUUUUAGCCAUCGAUAUUGAGUUUCAAAGUACUACUUUUAAGGAGAAAUAGUUGUCCCCGUGACUAUGUGGUUAGCGAUGUCGGUCGGCUAGCUCUCCCACACGGUUGUGAUUUCGGGUUCGAUUCCCGAUCGAGUCGAGGAGCUUUUCGAGCUGUAAAUUUCCUCGACUCAGCACUGAGGUACGGUGUAUCGUUGUACUUAUCCUACGCAUGCAAAAUGUGCCAAAAACAAUAUCGGUAACGAAUUCUCUCAACUAAUCUAGUUGAUCGAGACCGGUAUUAGCCCCAAGGCUAAGCUAAACGUGCGAAAUAUAUAAGGAGAAAUAAUCUAACGUAAUUCUGCUAUGUUAAAGCUGGUUUCAUUUACUGGGUUCUUCGAUUCAAAACAAAAAAGAGUGUGCCUUCAAGCGUUUCUUGGGAUCCAAUAUUCUAACUCUACCAAUCAUGAAUAUUGCUGACAUUAUAAGCAAUGUUGAAUGUGGAGAAUACCAUGAAAUGAUUAGCUCUGACAGCGUAACUAAUUUUGUUUUGGUUUCCACUGGGUUUCUAACACAAUCUGAUAACUAAUCCAAGGGAUUGAUGUUUCAGCUUGCAGUUUACUGAAUUGAUAACUCUCUGCUCAUCACCGACGUUUCGGUCCUUCUAUGGAAUCAUCAUUUUUAUUUGGCUAGAGUCCGGCAGUUCGAGUAAGAAAAUUUUGUCUGAUGGAGGCGAAGUGUAUCGCUUGCUAGGAUUUUCACCAAAAUAUAACCAGUGCAAAACCCGAAAAUGAACUAAUUUGUAUCUGCGAUUCGGAUGUACGGUAUUAAGGGGUUUUAUACCAUUUCGCUCGAGAAUAAAGAGCAAGUUUUGGAAUUUUUUCAUGCAUGUAGCACCUUUUAAUUGCAUAAAAGUAGAAGUUUUUUAAAAGUUGAGUUUUUCUUCGAAAAUAUUUGUUCAUAAGAAAUACCAAUUAUUUGGGCAGUAAUGGCCGUUUUCGCGAAACCAUUUUUUGUCAGAGUGUUGCGGUGGUUACGAUAGCGUCGCAACAGAUCAACUGAAAUAAAAAACUCGUAUUAUUUCACUAGUUAAGAAGUGUUCCGGGUAUUUGAACGAUCGCUUUUUUGAAGUAUUUUAUUUUUAGAGCAACGGGAACGUUUUUUCCGAAAAAAUCAUGUUUUGAGCACUGAAAAUUGCAUUGAAAUUUUAUAACGAACAUUCGGCUCUGUAGUUUCCCCGCAAUCGUAAACACGGCAAAGUAUUUUUUUGAAAUUAUAAAGUUUCUAAUUGAGCUUAUGCGGCCGUGGCGAAACGUGCUGCAAAUCGCUGUAAGUUUCUCCCUAUUGCUUAGAUUUUUAUAAAAAAUUGUAAAAAUGUUCUCAAGACACACUUUACACUUUAAGAUAAUUGAAAAAAAUUGAUUUUUUUAAAACUAACAGGUAUAUAACGAGGCUGACCAGACGUACCGUUUUAAACGGGACAGUACCAUUUUUUCUACUGUUUUUAACAGUCCCGUUUUUUUCCACCAUUUUGUACCGUUUUCGAAAACUCCUUGGAAAAAUCUUAAAUAGAACUUUGCAAAAUUAAAUAGAAAUUUUCCUAAAUGGAAAUUAGGUUUCCAAACAGCCAGGAUUUUCUAAUAUUACUGAGUAAGUUUUGUGCCUUCCUGACAGUACCGCAUCACUGGAAGGACGUCCUCUAUCGUGAAUUGAUGAAAAAGUCGCGAUUGAAAGUUGAGACCAUGAUAUUGUCGCCCCAAUAGAAAAUCGAAUUUUUCAACUAGAGACAGAUUUUUCUCUCAUACCGUACAUUAUACUUAACGUCGGAAGUACUGCGCUGUAUAGCACAUCAGAUGUGCUAUACGGCAUGAGAGAAAAAUCGAUUGUCGCUGGUCGACAACUCCAAUUUUCAAAAAAUGCAUAAAAAUUGUUCGUCAAAAUCAUCAUGUGAAAAUUUUCAGGAAUUCAUUGUAAAAAAUCACACUCUUCAGGAUCGGGAAAGUUUAUCAAAGCAACGAAUAAUUGUUUGUAUGCCUUGGUUGGUAAAAAUUUUCAAAAAUGAACUUUAUCAUGUGUCCCGUUUUUAUCCCGAGAAAAUCUGGUCAGCCUAUAUAGAACCCCUUAAACCCUUAACGAUCCGACUGUUUUUACGUUUGCAAAAACUUUUUAACUUGUUGAUUAUCGUUUCGAGUGAGUAGCAGUUAAUGUGGUAUGAUGUAACAUUGUCCUAAUGUAAGUCAAAUUGUACGUAAAAUGUUGAAUAUAUUGUAGGAUCUUAUGAUGGUCCCACAGAAGGACCGAAACGUCGGUGAUGAACAGAUAGGCAUCAACGCAUUUCAUCAGACUCAAUCCCUUCAAUUAAUACAUCAAUUCUAGUCGAAAACUUGAGUUACAAUCUGUUAAAAUACCUGAAAUAAUCUGGCAAUAAUUUUGCAGUUAUUUCGUGUGACAGAGAAUAUUUUUCGAAUGAAAAUCUCAAGAUAUGCAAAAUUUUAUGUAAAAAAAAUAACAAAACGGUGUGCAAAAUUUAAGAUGACAACUUUCUCGCUAGACAACAGGAAUGUAAUGUAGCUAACUGUUGGAUAUUUGGAGGAUUUUGAGGUUUGUCUGGUGCAUAAUCAGAAAUCUGGAAAAAAUCGGUUUCAUCGGACUCAAUGGUAAACUCGACCGUAAACAAGAACACCGCUGAUUGUCUAUAAUUCAUUGCGCGGAGCAAUCUAAUCUCACUUUUUUGACAAUUUAGGGAGCCUUUUAAAAAGGUGGUAAAAUUUGGAGCAACAAAUCAAAUAUUUUUCGACCAGGCUGCUGAUUGACUGAAUCUGACAUCGCAACCGUCACAUAGAGAAUACGAUAAGGUUAUUUUUCUUUGUAACGCAGCGUUGCUGGAGAGACAUAAUUUAGCUAUUAAAAUUGUUCAUAAAUGAUAAUACAAAAGUAUUCAAGGCAUAUUUAUAAACUUUCGUCUCGUACGGUCGAAGUUUUUUCCUUGAUUUUAACGUAUUUUUAUAUACCUCUUAACAAUAAAUUUCGUUUAAAACCCGUUGUUUUUAAUUUGCAAAAGCUCUUAAGAAUAACUAAUUUGGCAAUAACAAUGUGGAAUGUUUUAUAAAAUUUCAACGGGAAUGGCAACCGCUACGAAAGGAAAAAUAAGAAGCCAGCUGUCGCGUCUUAUCUUAGGAUAAAUACAAGAAAGCCAAGUGACCUGUCAACUGCAACAAAAACGUGUUCAUUUGAUUUUCUGAAAAUUUCUUACUCUGUGUUUUGUUAUAUGAACUGUAAUUUUGUUGAUUUGGUUUGUCUACUGUACAGUGGAAUUACGUGACCAGUGAUGAGAGGAAAACAUACUAUCCCUAAAGUCCGAUAAGGCGUCGCACACAAAUUACGUUACGCCAAAAAUCUAGAUUUAGACCUCUCCCCCUUUAUGUAACAAUAAGUAACAUUCCAUAUUACUUCCCCCCCCCCCCCCCUAAAAUUACGUCACGCUGAACAACCUGACCCACACCUGAAAUUUUCAAAUUAGAACAAUCAUCACAGUUACGUAACUGACUCAACUUUUGAAUGGCCGUGUACCUGACUGUUUAACUACAAAAGAUUUUGUUACCUUACUGGUUGCAACAAUAUUAAAACUACUUUUAUUAUUUCCAACCAAAGCUUGACAAGGUAAUUUUGAAUUGAAAAUCGUCAGAUAAUAGUGACAUUGGUAAACUUCACUGUCUGUCAAAAAUCAUUUGUUUCCUUUCGAUCACUUUAGCUGUCAAAACUAAUGGAAACGCAUUCGAGCGAUUUCACGUUGUUGAUUCCAAUUUAGCCAUGCUUAUAUUUGGAAUAUACUCGAUGUCGCUACUAAAAAAAUAUUGCUUACGCGUUCAAAAAAUAUCACUAAAUGACAGGAUGUGGUAUCAAUAUCAAAACACACGCUGAAAGAGAGUCAUCAGUUUUAUUUGAAAUGAACCGAUGCACAGCCGUAAUCAAAACACGUUUGACAGCGAAAAUAUUUAUUUUAUUUCGAUGGCAGUGGCCAGAACAAAUUAGGUGAAAAUGUGAAACUGUGGAAAAUGUUCAGUUUUUUUUUCAUGCUUUGGAAAUGUGGAGCCCUGCUUGCAACCAAACAAAAUACAUCGGUAGAAGUCAUUUUAAACUAUACAUUGUUUUCCAUUUAUCAAACGAAAGCCACUAUAGCAUAUUUCGCUUUUGAACUUGUUAAGUGAUUUUUAAUUUCGUUUAAUUUUUUGUUUAAUUAAAAAUUCUGGUAUUUAAUGGCAAGCUCCUGACCGCGGUUCAAGAUAUUCUAACUCUUAGAAUUAUUUUACUAUUAUUCUAAUCUCUAUUUUUGAACUUUACUUUAUAAACGGUUUUCUAACCUCUAGAGCAGCGGUCUCAACCUGGGAUACGCGUACCCCUAGAGGUACGCGAAAGAAAAAUCAGUAAUGGCGGACAAAGAAAUUUUUUUUUAAUACUGUUUGUUUUUCAACCUUGCUCUUGAAACAUGACUGUAGCAAUCAAACAAGUUCAAUAGUUCAAUUUCAAACCUGAACUAGACUACCACAACAUGAUCUAUCACUUCUCUCUCACAUUUUGCGAGAACAUUCCAAACCAGGGAGUACAAUUGAUUUGUAAAUUAAUUGGCUCCGUAAAACAUUAAUUUGUAUUGUGCCGUGUCAAAUAAAUGUUGUAUGGAAAAAAAAAAUUGAUUUGUAAAACAUCGCCACGGGGUACGCCGACAAACAAAGGUUGGGAGCCGCUGCUCAGAUUUGGCAACACGAUUAAUGCCAUAUUUCAAGUAAAUCGAAUUUAAUUGUUGCUGUUUCAGGACAAUAAAAAUCAAAAAGGUUCUUUGUGUAAUUUUACUAACUUAGUUCAUUCUCAAUUAAUUGGAUGCUGCUUGCAUCAUUCCGGACUUUAUGCCUUCUAAACAUUAUUUGCAAUUCCCUGCAUUACAAAUCGCCAAAGUCUUAAUCACUGCCUGUCGUGUCUCAAAUUGUAAACCGGUUCUCCUACUCUGAGCCGCCCCAGCAUAGGACACAACAGCAUGAGCCAACUGAAGUACUUGCAGGUCCAUCUGAAUAAAUAUUCAUAACUUUUCAAGACAUUGCCAUACUCCAAGCCGAAGCCGAAUCCAUUCAGCUUCGAGAGAGCAGUGAACACCUCUGAAAAGCAAUCGAUCAUUGUGUGUUCGCGGGCACGCUUCAUGCAUUUUGAAAAAGCUGCCAAUCCACUUUGGGUUCCAUGAAGGUCGAUAGUUCAGUGUUACCGAAACCCGUGGUGCCCACCAAACCCGUAGUUCGGAACCGGAACGCGGAAAAUUGCCCUACAAGAAUAACGCGGUGGGGCAGCGCUUCGGGCAAAAGAUGUCGUCAAAAGUGGUGAGUGAGUCCCCGUUUUCGUACACUCUGUCAUCUCUUGAGUUGAGCUUCGAGUCGGUUUUGGGACGGGAACGAGACACAAACUUGGUAGCUUUUGAGCGAGGGCACUUGAUUUACGAAAGGUAAAUACCGACGUGAAGAGCUUCGCUCAUUUUUCUUCUUGUUGAGUAUUUUAAGAUCAGCUCAAUUGCGGAGGACUAAGAUGAACAACGUUCGGUAGGAACUGGGGAAUUCGCUUGAUUUUUUUUAGAGAACUAUUCCAUUUAACAUGAAUGUAAUUGCGAAUUAUGAAAUGGACGAUCGGUAACGUCGCUAAACCAAAAAUCUUUUGUUGCUUUGAUGUAGUUCUUGCUAAUCAAAAACUUUUGGACAACUCCAUAUAAUGAGUAAUCAAUUAAAACACAUACGUGACAGCUGUCGCGACAUACAAGGUGAUUUUUUAAACAACAGUUGUUCGGGCGGCAAACGGCGCACCAUUUUAAGCCGGAUGCUGGACGCUCGACCGAAAAUCAAUAUUUUCACUGAUUAACAGCUCCUAAAAGCAACGUUUUUUGGAGCCAUCAUCACGGGGAAUUGAUGCGAAAGAUCGACUUUUCAACAGAACUCGUCUUUUUAGUGGGUACUGUCGAUCGCUCGUGUACUGCUGAGUCUUCGCAGUCCGCGGGGCACAACAGCGAUAGCCGGUCUCAUUAGUGCCAACACGCUAAAUAAACAAAUUAUCCGCUUAACAUUAAUUGAAUUAUUGGAACACAAACACAGCAUCGACUAGGGCAGUCAGCGGAGGUGGCCACAUUUGUGUUGGCCAGUCCCGCGCUCUUUCAGUGCUCUCUUUCUCUGCUACGUGGUAUCAGCUGAAUUUGUGAAAAGUUGUUAAAAGCUAGUUUCGGAAUUUCACUUCUUUGCCUCAAACGAAGUCACCGUAGAACCGAAGUCAUAAGUAGAAGUUUAAAAACAGCACGCGGAAUGCGCGCUUUCGGAACAUGUUCUCAAACUGUGACCAACAUUGACCAAGCUUAGAUCGAAAUGUAAAACAAAAUGAAGACUCUGGUUUCACACAGUCCAAAAAUAUGCAAACAAAAGUUCUCCCGCUCUGUCUUGAAAGUGAAGAUCAGCCUGCCAACACUGGAUGGAGAAUAAGAAAUCAAAAUGUGCAAUUAUAACUAAGAACAAACAAAUCACUUGAACACACACAUACACACAUGUCCCAAACAUUUUCGCGAUUCCUCCAGUCCUGUACAAAAAAAGAAUGUUCCACCAUCCUCGGACAAAACAGUCCCAAUUUCGAGAAUUUAAUCUGAGCUAAUACUAAUUGAACGCAUGCAGAGCGCGUUAAACGUAAGAGAUAAAACGAUUUGUUUUCUACAUUAUUUGCAAUAUUUUAUUUCGAAGGUGUAUAUAUUUUAUUAUCUCUAUGUCUAAGUCGAAUCCUUUUAUAUAUACAACAUAAAAAAUCUAGAAAAAAAAAUUCUUUUAGCGAUAUAGUAAUAUAAAUCAAAGAAUCUUGUACAUAGAUAAUAAUUUUUAUUUCCCAUUCCAAACCAAUAUUCGAAUCAAAUUGUGAAUAUAAAGAACCAGCAAACCUAAUAGAGCGAAUUAUCGUUACACAAAUAAAAAAGAAAAAGCAACAAUUUCAAACAGCAAACUAUUAUUUUUCCACGUUGUUUCUCUAACUAGUAGAAGCGCCAACAGUAAACUAAACUAGCAACUUGAAACGCAUCUGCUCUAAUCGCAACCGAACCGAAUUAAUUUCGAAUACUACACUAGUGCAAAAUGGCGAUAAGCUUACGUUUACCGGUAGUUAGAAUUCCUUUUGAAUAUGUACAUGGAAGGUUCCGAUAAUCUCAAUGGUAGUCAGGAGAAGAAACUGAAUCGAUUUCAAAUUUAGAAACGCCGGAUCGAAAAUGAAAGAAGAAUAAAAACAACCCACUGCGGGAAAUACAAAAUUGUGAAAACUAAAACCAACUAAGUUAAGUGAGGCAUAAGAAAACAAAAAAGUUCUAGUAAAUAGAAGAGCAAGAAGACGAAAAAUUCUCUUUAAAAUAGAACGGAACGAAGCGGGAGUACACGCGGUGGUAGGCAGCUUGAAGCGCGAAUAAAAACAACCCGCUCUCGCUUUGCGAACCACCGCUCGCUAUUCGGGCGUUCGUUAAAGCAUUAAUUUAAAUUUAGCAACUCUCGUUUCUUUGUCACGAAGCAUACAAAUGAAGUAAUAAAAGGAAAAAAAAUCAAUUGAAUAAAAGAAUUAAGUGUUUUAAAAUUUCAAA